Messenger RNA from Acanthosepion pharaonis, 654 nucleotides. NCBI's taxonomy places the organism in Eukaryota, Metazoa, Mollusca, Cephalopoda, Sepiida, Sepiidae. The record is from the annotation of a GenBank genome assembly.
AUGAUUCAAAUUUCUCUCACAACAGGGAAGACAUUGCCUAAUACACAUUUCAAGAUAUUGAUUACUAAGACUCGGAUUAAUCAUACACAACAAAAGUAUAAUGACACGGUAUCUAUCUAUCUAUCUAUCUAUCUAUCUAUCUAUCUAUCUAUCUAUCUAUCUAUCUAUCCCUGUCUGUUCAGUAUCUAUCUAUCUAUCUAUCUAUCUAUCUAUCUAUCUAUCUAUCUCAGUCUGUUUAUAUCUAUCUAUCUGUACUGUUUAUAUCUAUCUAUCUAUCUAUCUAUCUAUCUAUCUAUCUAUCUAUCUAUGUCUGUUCAGUAUCUAUCUAUCUAUAUAUCUGUUUUCUUCUUUCUAAGCAGCCAUUUAUUUCACUCUUUCUAUUAUUUUUUACUUCUCUGCCAUUUUAUCCCAAUCCUUCCCGGCAGCCUUCAUUUCUCCUUCUCCCCAUUUUCCGUUCUCAUGCUCUAUCAAAAACCCCACCCAGCCCUGACAAUAUUUUCGCUCUUCACUUCACGAAAUAAGAAUCAGUUCCACAAUUCUUCGCAAAACUUCAGUUGUCUUCCUAACACGUCGACCGCACCUGUUGUACACAUAUGCGGACCAAACAAGCCUGUUCUUCAAACACCACCGUCAAGUGAGCGAAUCAUCUAUUAA